Mauremys mutica (yellowpond turtle) is the source of this 2113-nucleotide messenger RNA. RefSeq names its product calcium voltage-gated channel auxiliary subunit beta 4 (gene CACNB4). Gene Ontology annotation, cellular component: voltage-gated calcium channel complex. Gene Ontology annotation, molecular function: protein binding; high voltage-gated calcium channel activity. The transcript has 14 exons. Lineage: Eukaryota; Metazoa; Chordata; Testudines; Geoemydidae. The coding region runs from base 81 to 1652 and encodes 523 amino acids. The record is from RefSeq and is a predicted model, not a curated record. Gene Ontology annotation, biological process: regulation of voltage-gated calcium channel activity; calcium ion transmembrane transport; chemical synaptic transmission.
AAGUGGGCAGCGGGAGGCGAAGGCAGCGCCCGCCCGCUCAGCGCGCCCGGAGCCGGGGCAGAGGCGAUGCUGCGCUAGCCAUGUCCAAGCACCCGCCCUCCUCCUACGGCAAGAACGGGCUGGCGGACGGGCUGCACACCCCCAUCUUCCAGGUGGCCCGCGGGACGGCGUCCCGGCGCAGCAGGUUGAAGCGAUCCGACGGCAGCACAACGUCCACCAGUUUCAUCCUGCGGCAGGGAUCAGCAGAUUCAUACACAAGCAGACCAUCAGAUUCUGAUGUAUCUUUGGAAGAGGACAGAGAAGCAAUCCGCCAGGAGAGAGAACAGCAAGCAGCUAUUCAGCUUGAAAGGGCAAAGUCUAAACCUGUAGCGUUUGCAGUUAAGACUAAUGUGAGUUACUGUGGCGCACUGGAUGAAGAUGUUCCUGUCCCAAGCACUGCCAUUUCUUUUGAUGCCAAGGACUUUUUGCACAUUAAAGAGAAAUAUAAUAACGACUGGUGGAUAGGAAGGCUGGUUAAAGAGGGCUGUGAGAUUGGCUUCAUUCCAAGCCCACUUCGGCUGGAGAAUAUCCGAAUUCAGCAGGAGCAGAAGAGAGGACGUUUCCAUGGCGGGAAAUCAAGUGGAAAUUCUUCUUCGAGUCUUGGAGAAAUGGUGUCUGGCACAUUUAGAGCUACACCCACUUCCACAGCAAAACAGAAACAAAAAGUGACGGAACAUGUUCCUCCUUAUGACGUAGUGCCAUCCAUGAGGCCCGUUGUGUUAGUUGGCCCGUCGCUGAAAGGUUAUGAGGUAACAGACAUGAUGCAGAAAGCCCUCUUUGACUUCCUGAAGCACAGGUUUGAUGGGAGGAUAUCAAUAACUAGAGUGACAGCCGACAUUUCUCUUGCUAAGAGGUCUGUCCUAAAUAAUCCGAGCAAGAGGGCAAUAAUUGAGCGGUCGAAUACCAGGUCCAGCUUAGCUGAAGUGCAGAGUGAAAUUGAAAGAAUCUUUGAGUUGGCAAGAUCCUUACAGCUGGUUGUCCUAGAUGCGGAUACUAUCAAUCAUCCAGCACAACUAAUUAAGACAUCUUUAGCACCGAUUAUUGUCCAUGUUAAAGUCUCAUCUCCAAAGGUUUUGCAGCGACUGAUUAAAUCCAGAGGAAAGUCACAAAGUAAACACUUAAAUGUUCAGUUGGUGGCAGCUGAUAAACUUGCACAAUGUCCACCAGAAAUGUUUGAUGUCAUUUUGGAUGAAAAUCAGCUUGAGGAUGCGUGUGAACAUUUGGCAGAAUACCUAGAGGCAUACUGGCGUGCUACACAUACCACCAGUAGCACACCUAUGACUCCUCUUCUUGGAAGAAACCUAGGAUCGACUGCGCUUUCACCAUACCCUACUGCAAUCUCCGGAUUACAGAGCCAGCGUAUGAGACAUAGCAACCACUCUACUGAGAACUCUCCAGUUGAACGAAGAAGUCUAAUGACCUCUGAUGAAAAUUAUCACAAUGAAAGGGCUCGGAAGAGCAGGAACCGCUUGUCUUCCAGUUCCCAACACAGCCGAGAUCAUUACCCCCUUGUGGAAGAAGAGUACUCUGACUCUUACCAGGACACUUACAAACCCCAUAGGAACCGAGGAUCGCCUGGAGGAUAUAGCCAUGAUUCACGACAUAGGCUUUGAGUUUAAGAACCUGGGGAAAAAUAGUAUUCAUUAGCUGACAACUUGCCAUAACAUAGCUAGGAAAAACAAAUCAUCUUAAUUUAGCAGGUGUAACAUGGUUUUACUGUAGUUACAAGCUGCUGCCAUUUGAUGCUUAAAAAAAGAAAUUCACCAUGCCCUGAUGUUUAGGAGGAAAUUAGCUUGCCCAAUCAUAUUGGAUUUUUUUUUUAGUACAGCAUUUGCAUUUAUAGCAGUACCUUUUUUCCUCGUUAGAUAUUCAACACAUCAGUUUGUAAUUUAGGGUACUUAUCAAGGCACAUAUAAAACAAUUUCCUGUUCUGGAAAUUCCAAAUGACCAGUUCCAGUUGGAACCAAUUUAUAAACCAAUUCUUGUUGGAAUUUGGGUGAACUGACUGGAAAGUCGACUUGAACAAGUUGCAAACAAUUGUAAAAAAAAAAGUGCAGCUGAAGAAAUAGAAAAU